Messenger RNA from Fonsecaea erecta, 4629 nucleotides. RefSeq lists its product as hypothetical. Gene Ontology annotation, biological process: protein targeting to vacuole; endosomal vesicle fusion. Gene Ontology annotation, molecular function: protein binding. The record is from RefSeq and is a predicted model, not a curated record. The coding region runs from base 1 to 4629 and encodes 1542 amino acids. The transcript has 2 exons. Gene Ontology annotation, cellular component: HOPS complex; late endosome. NCBI's taxonomy places the organism in Eukaryota, Fungi, Ascomycota, Eurotiomycetes, Chaetothyriales, Herpotrichiellaceae.
AUGAACUCGACCCCAGAUGAGGGCGAGAGCUUCCUGCGCGACGAGGAUGAUGGGGAGCAUGCGGGUGAGAUUGCUCAAGAGUCGAGAGCGCAGGAUGACAACGACGUGCCACACAUAGUAGCUCCUGAACCACGUCAGCCAGCGGAGAACGUGAUUGACGCACUUGAUACUGUGCUAGAGGCUGAACAUGGAGAUCCUGCUCAAAUAGACGGAGAAGGGGCACCACCAGACGUGCCGGGAACGAAUGGAACCGACAAUAUCCCCCCUUUCAAUGAAGCCACGAAGAGUCCGAGUAUUGACGACUCGGCCUCAAUCCCCGACGACACUCCUUCUGUACGAGACUCGGUGCUUUCUUCCCCUCGAAGCGAUGCAGCCUCAAUCCGCAGUCCCGUGCGCAGAGGUAGCCCUGCGACCGUCCAUCGUCCGUUUGAUAUUCGCUUUCAAUCUCGACUGUCAAGUUCCCAGCUCUCACCUCUACGCUCGAGUUCGCCUGCCUUCCUAAACGCCCAUUCCCGUCACUCCUCCACUGCUAGUCAGGACCAGCACACGCCUUCCGAGGCGGACGAAACCAUAAAUCCUUGGGACGUGAUCAGAUGGAGCAAGUUCAGAAAGAUCACCGGGCAAGCGUUUUCCGAGAUUGGCAAGAGAAACUUCGGAAGUCCAACAUGUCUGGCGGUGUCAGAUCAGUUGGUGCUGGGGACGUCCAAGGGGAUUGUUCUGGUCUUUGACCACCAUCAAAAUCACAAAGCAAUCAUUGGCAGCGGCACGAAAGCCGCCGAGAGUGGCGCUGUCACGUCCCUCGCAUUAUCCGCUGAUCAUACCACCAUUGCCGUUGGACAUGCAAAUGGCCAUAUCUUCACUUGGGAAUUAGCCCGACCAUCCAGACCCUUUUUGCACAUCCAGCCAAUUGAAGUCUCUCAACCUCAAGCUCGCAAAGGAGAUGGUCACAUAUCAGAGAGCGCUGUUCUUCACGUCGGGUUUCUGGGCUACAGGCAUACUGCGCUCGUCUCGGCCGAUGACAAGGGCAUGGCGUUCUCGCACUUAGCAACACGCGGUAUGGGAGCGGUUGGCCGCGUGGUCCGCACGACUCGAAUUCUGGGGCGUUACCCGGAAGUUGUCUCGCGAACAUCCAAGCCUUUGAAGAAAAGUUCUGUCCUGGCCUUUUCACCGUUGCCGCUGGGUAAUAUAGAGCAAAGGACAGAUAGUAUGGGACUCGUGGCAAUGCUGACGCCGUAUCUCCUUGUCAUUGUCUCGACGACACCUGUAGCCCAGACCCAGCAUAAAGCCGCCCGUCCCAAAGAGGUCGCGGCGCACAGCGCAAUGACGGCGGCGUUGGCAUGGUUUCCAGCCAUCAAGCUCAAAUCCCAGGGCUCGGAAGUCUCCAAGACAAAGCUUGUGUAUGCAUGGUCCAACAUCCUCACCAUCUUGGAAGUUCAUGGAACCCAGGGCGAUGACGACGUCGACAAGAACAAACCUCCCGACCUCCAAUUCCUGGCUCGAAGCCGUUAUCAAGCUGACGAGGCGAUUGUGGCGGUCCAGUGGUUGAACAAGUCGGUGUUGGCCGUAUUGACCAUCACCCAACAGCUCCUGAUCAUCGAAGACCUGACCAUGCAUGUAACCGAAGCGUUUGACCUCUUGAAGAAGAAUAUCUAUCAUGCAGAUCUCUACUCGCAACAGCUGCGAGCUAUCAUCGAACAGCUUGACGAAGAAGACACGUCCAUGCAUGGCGUGGUGGCGGAUGCAUUCCACAUGAGCUUCCGAGCGUACAAAGGCAGGCUGUUCUUGCUGGGCUUCAAUGACAUUUGGACCGGCGUCCUUACCAAUUGGGCCGAUAGACUUUUGGCCAUGAUCAACGUCGGCGAUUUUAUUGGCGCCAUCCGGCUUGCUACCAAGUAUUACCAAGGUGACGGGGAAAAGGUCACAAUUGGUCUUCCGGAAGAAGACAACGUUCGUGCAGGUGUCGUCAAGGAAAAGCUGGUCGAGAUGAUGACCGCCUCCUUGAAGUACGCCUUUGGCAAGAACCAGCAAGCCGGGAGUGAUCAAAUCGAAAAGCCCCAGAUGGCCGAACUUGCCGACGCCUGUAUCAAAGCCUGUCUUGUCAUGGAGGACGAGAACUUCCUUUUCGAAGAAGUCUUCGCUUGGUAUGAGGAGCAUGGACAUGGGCCCUUGUUUGUGGACGUCCUUGAGCCGUACAUCCUAGAUCACAGGAUCCCUUCGAUGCCUCCGCCUGCUCUGAAGACUUUGAUCAACCACUUUGUGCAGACACACACUCCGUCGGUGCUGGAGGAGAUUAUUUGCAUGUUGGAUACUGCCCCGAUGGACAUUGAUCAAGUGACCACCCUAUGCCAGCGAUAUGCCCUGUAUGACGCCUACAUCUAUGUCUGGACCAUGGCCCUCCGUGACUUCACGACACCCUUGAUGAUGAUGCUCGAUCUGGCUGACAGCGAGGAGCUUCCACGUCAGCAAGUUGUCAACGUGAUUGAUCGAUACGAUCUCGCCCAGAAGAUCUUUCCUUACAUUUCCUUCAUACUGACGGGUCGCGUGUAUCCCACUGGAAAUAUGCUAGGCGAUGAGGAGUCCGCGCUUGCCAAGGGACAAAUCUAUGACUUCUUCUUUUCAGGAGGAUCAGGUGCGAAUGGAGUGGCCAGGAGGAGGAGCGAUUCCAUCCUGAAACCCGCGGCCUCUUUCGGCAAUCUGUCUCGAGUGCUCCAUUUCGAUACCGCGAGCUUCAUCGCUGCCCUGAACGAAGCGUUUGAAGACAGUUAUCUCAAUUCGGGUGACGACGAUGCGCUCGAUAGUCUCGCCCUGAAUCAAACCGCCGCGACGCGUACCUACACCCGCCAAUACAUCGUUCGCAUAUUGCUAGAAGUGAUGUCGUCAGGUUUCGACCCCGAUGACACCAUCUACCUGGACAUGUUUAUCGCACGCAACCUGGCCAAAUACCCUCAGUACAUGGUCCUCUCGGGCACAGUUCUGCAAGAGAUCUUUAUUCGACUGUGUCAGUACCCAGAAGACGACAUGCAAGAAGAUGGCGAGUUGAGCAUCGAAUACCUCCUUUCCGUCUACCAACCACCCAACGUGCUCGACUUUGUUCCCCUCCUGCGGGAAGCCAGAUUCUAUCGCGUCCUCAAGUCUGUGUUCAAGCAAGAACGACAAUAUGCCGACAUGAUAUCAACGUUUUUCGUGGACAGCCAUGACCGAGCCGGGCGAGAAGAGGUCAGAGACACCGUCGAGAAGCACGCGCAUGAUCUCAUCAACAUCGAUGUCCCAAGAUGUGCUGCUACUAUUGAUGAGGUGGCGCCGGAUUUGCACCGCAUUUUCCUGCAAGCAAUGGAGGAUGAUCUCUUUGUACAGUUUGAGUACCUGAAGACGCUUCUAGAGCCUGAAGACCAUCUGCGCGCACGUCGGAAGUACGACCAUGAGAUCAUGGAGCAGUACGUUCGCCUCCUGUGCCAAUUCGACCCUUCACACGUGAGAGAUUACGUGGAAAAUAUCAAGGAAGGGGACAUUCGACUUGCAGAAGUUCUUCCAACGAUCGAAGACAGUGGCAUCGUCGAUGCUGUGGUCAUCUUGCAGGUUCGCCAGGGCCAAGUGAAGGAGGCAAUGGAUCGGUUAACACGACACUUGGCCUUCUUGGGCUCGACCUUGAGGAGCUUGAGGUCAGAUUUUGUUGACCAGGCCGACGAUGCAUCGGUCCAGCACCCGGCCACGAACCUCCUCGAAUCCUUGGACAAAUACACUCGAGUGGGCAUAUGGUUGUGUCAGGGGCAGAUGAAGAAUGUUCCCAAGUCAUUGCCAGUUGCCAAAUCCCCGAAAAGAUCCGCCAGUGCCACGCGUGCAUUGUCUUUUGAAGAAAAUCUCUGGCUCGACCUGAUUCUCUGCGUGGUGUCGAUAGCUCGAGACGUCUCGAUUCAUUCGCCGCCGAACCAGGAGGCACCACGAGGCGACCAAGCCCUCGAAAUCACGCAGGCCCUUCGAUCAACCAUUCAACAGGUCUUUACUGCACUCCUCACCAGUACUACAUCCAUGCGAGACGGGGCUUCCAGUCGAGACAUGAUGUUCUUACGCAUCCUACGUGCAUUCCUCUCACAUGCUGCUGAAGCAAGCCCGUCUCUUUCAGAACUGCGGAAUGUGAUCAGCUCCAUAUUUUCCGCGUAUGCAUAUGAGGAGUCCCUUCUGGGCCUUUCGAAUGCGAUGUUGGACAAGGACGUGUUUGUCCGCUUGGACGAGGUGGCUGCUCUGAGACAGCGCGGUUGGCGACCUCGAGGGCAGGUAUGCGAAGUCUGUCGACGACGUGUCUGGGGCCCGGGUGUCGGCGAAAAUGUCUGGGAGCAGUGGCAGAAAAAAGAAGAAGCCCGACUCCUCCGCCGACGCCGGGUCCAGCACGUCGAAGCCGUGGUGGAAGACGAUGAGGCUCGGGGCAAAGGCAAAGCCACAGUCGGAGUGAGCUCCCCGGAGCCAGUGGAGAGCGAGAGUGGCGGUGUAGUUAAUGACCCGGCCGAGGAGCUUGGUCCCAUUGUGGCGUUUUCCUGCCGCCAUCUGUACCACCAGAAAUGCUUGGGACAGGCAGGCGUGGAAGAGGGUGUCCCUGUUCCUCUUCCUCAGUUGGCGUGCCCGGCCUGCGUAUAG